UUACAUAAUGCUGUAAAAAAUUCACAUGAUGAUUUACCAAUUGAUAUUGAAACAAUUCUUUGUAAAGUGUAUUCUUAUUUUUCAAGAUCAGCAAAACUAGUUGAAAACUUAAAAGAAUAUUUUGAUUUUGUGCAAUAUGAUUUUCAUGUAAGUUAUUAAAUAUCGUCUGUGAUAUACAAUGAGCAAACUGUCUACAAGAAUUGAAUGUUGUUUUUUCUUAAGGUUUUGUUAAAACAUAUAACCACAAGAUGGUUAAGUUUGCUGCGAUCAAUCGAACGUUUACUUGAUCAAUAUGAACCAGUUAAGUUGUUCUUUCUAAAUGAAGGAACAUCGACAAAAGUGCAACAACUUUUGAACUCUUUUUUCUCCAACGAUGAAAGUCAAUGUACUUUAUAUUUCUUACAAAAUGUUCUUUUUGAAAUUCAAAAAGCUGAAUUGCAAUUGCAACGGUCAUAUACAACAGCAGUUGAUCUUUAUUCUAUUGUUACCAAGCUAAUCGACAAAUUACAACAGAAGCUAUGCGACAAAUACUAUGGUCAUAAUACACAAUUAUUAUUAGAUCGUUUGAAAGAAACCAAUGAAAUUAAAACUGAAGAAUUAAUAAAAUCAUUUGAUGCAUUUGUUCAGUCAGUCAUUGAUUACAUUAAAUCUUAUUUUGAUGACCACAGUGAAUUGUAUAAAAAAUUAUCAUUUUUCAAUGUUCAAUCAUUUCAAUUCCUUACUUGGAGAAAUGUUCAAGAUGUUGUCAAUCUAAUUCAUGUGAACGAUUUAGAUAGAGAUCAAUUGUAUAGCGAAUUCAACGACAUUAAAUGUUUAUAUAAUGAUUUGAACAAGAAAAGUAUAAAAUUGAAUGAUCAAAUUAAAUCGUACAUAUUGAAUCAAAGAAUGAAUUCUUUUACAUCCAAAAUCAAUGAUUAUAUUGUUGUAUGUGAUGAAGACGAUGCUGAAAACAAUGAAGAAACCAUUUCGUCGCCCAACAAUCGAGAAGAAAAUUUAAUCAGAUCCGAUCAUUUAUGGGCGUAUUUGUUGAAUAUUAAUCCUAGUGGAACACCGAAUUUGAAAAAAGUCAUUUGUUAUAUCUUUUCAAUUCCUUGUUAA
This is a messenger RNA of Adineta ricciae, 1098 nucleotides long. Lineage: Eukaryota; Metazoa; Rotifera; Eurotatoria; Adinetida; Adinetidae. The record is from the annotation of a GenBank genome assembly.